This is a messenger RNA of Hemicordylus capensis (graceful crag lizard), 2623 nucleotides long. It is a transcript of the gene TMEM161B, whose product is annotated as transmembrane protein 161B. Bases 215 to 1678 code for a protein of 487 amino acids. The transcript is spliced from 12 exons. Lineage: Eukaryota; Metazoa; Chordata; Lepidosauria; Squamata; Cordylidae. The record is from RefSeq and is a predicted model, not a curated record.
UCCUAGCGUGACCUCUGAAGGCUCUGGCGGCGUGAGCCGGGCAGUGGAAACCGGUGUUGGUUGUUGGGGGGAGAGAGAGAGAUUGGGAUUCUGAGGGGUGCAGAGUCCCCCUCCCCCCAAGCCCUUUAGUCCUCUCGGCUCGCGAGGGGAGGAUUUAUGAGCUGGGUGUGGGGAGAGCUCGCGAGGAGGCGCCGGUGGCGGCCUUGGGGGCAGCAUGGGUGUGAUAGGUGUGCAGCUGGCGGUUACUAUGGUGAUGGCUAGUAUUAUACAGAAGAUCAUACCUCACUACUCUCUUGCGCGGUGGCUUCUCUGUAGUGGCAGUUUGCGAUGGUAUCAGCACCCCACGGAAGAAGAACUACGCAUUCUUGCAGGGAAGCAACAAAAGGGGAAAGGCAAAAAAGAGAGGAAAUACAAUGGCCACAUUGAAAACAAACCAUUAACAAUUCCUAAAGACAUUGAUCUCCAUCUGGAAACGAAGUCUGUUACUGAAAUAGACACAUUAGCAUUGCAUUAUUUUCCUGAAUAUCAAUGGUUGGUAGACUUCACAGUUGCAGCUACAGUGGUAUAUUUGGUAACUGAAGCCUACUACAGCUGGAUGAAACCAUCACAAGAAAUGAAUAUUAGCAUAGUCUGGAGUCUUCUUGUUCUGGCUUUUGCAAUCAAAAUAUUGUUCUCACUGACUACGCACUACUUCAAAGUAGAUGAUGGAGGUGAAAGAUCAGUCUGUGUUACCUUUGGCUUCUUUUUCUUUGUCAAAGCCAUGGCAAUUUUGAUAGUAACAGAAAACUACCUAGAAUUUGGACUUGAAACAGGCUUCUCAAAUUUUUCAGAAAGCGCUGUGCAGUUUUUUGAAAAACAAGGCUUGGAGUCCCAGGGUCCUGUUUCUAAACUAACGUUCAAAUUCUUCUUGGCUGUCCUUUGUUCGUUUAUUGGUGCUUUUUUGACAUUCCCUGGAUUGCGACUAGCUCAGAUGCAUCUGGAUGCUUUGAAUUUAGCAACAGAAAAAAUCACCCAAACGCUACUACAUAUAAACUUCCUGGCACCCCUGCUUAUGGUCUUAUUGUGGGUCAAACCCAUUACCAAGGACUAUAUAAUGAAUCCUCCAUUGGGAAAAGAGAAUGUGCCUCUGAUGUCAGAAGCCACAUUUGAUACUAUAAGGCUGUGGAUUAUAAUUCUCUUGUGUGUGUUAAGAUUAGCCAUGAUGCGUAGUCAUCUCCAAGCCUAUCUUAAUUUAGCACAGAAAUGUGUGAAUCAAAUGAAAAAAGAGGUUGGCAGAAUAAGUACUGUUGAACUGCAGAAAAUGGUGGCCAGAGUGUUUUAUUACCUUUGUAUAAUUGCGCUUCAGUAUGUGGCACCUCUGGUUAUGCUGCUUCACAUGACUCUGCUGUUGAAAACUUUAGGUAACUAUUCUUGGGGCAUCUAUCCAGAAUCUACUUCGGAUUCACCAGUGGAGAGCAAUCCACUGAGCAAUUCAGUAAACUCUGAAUCUUCAUCUAAUGAUGGAAAGAUGAAGGUAACUGUAAUACAACUGACAAUGGCACUGGCUAGCCUGAAGAACAUUCUCACUCCACUUUUAUUCAGAGGACUCUUGUCCUUUCUCACCUGGUGGAUUGCUGCUUGUCUCUUUUCCACAAGCCUUUUUGGACUCUUCUAUCAUCAAUACCUGACAGUGGCAUGACAUAGCAAAGCAAGCUCUUGUGUCCCAAAGGAAGCCCAUGUGCCCCAAAGAGGUGGAAGAAAAACUGGAAGAAAUAACACAGUGAAGAGAAAAACAUAUGAGUUUUUCCUUAAAAUUCUUCCUCUAUGUUCUUGAGUGAAUGUUGUUGGAUAAGGUUGGAAAUAACAAGUGAGUGUAUAACCUCUUACCUAAAAUUGGAGGUAACUGUUGAAUUAUUGAUAUGGUUAGUGUUGGUGGGCUGCUUCUGACACAUGUCCAUUGCAGCCCUGAAAUCACUGUAUUCAGUCAUUGACUGGCUGAUCUUACUGGGGUUAAGGUACUAGGAUAAUAUUAAAGGUGACUGCUUAGAAAAUGAACUUGCGACUGAGCCAUAUGACAGUUGGAUAAAUUGUCCUGUUGGAACAACAGGGAUGAAUUUUCUAAGUAAACUAAUCCAACAGGGCAAAAGAAAUACUGUAUAUUACAGUAAAGGAAUCUGUGUGAAUAAUUUACUGUAAAUAAAAUUGCAUGGUCUCAGCAAGUAUUCAUGCUGAAGGACUUGUUCACAUGUUACAGUAAGAGGAUCCUAUUGCAAUAUUCUGCCACUUGGUUGAUUGGCAUAUGAAUGUACAGGAGUGCGUAGUUAGCCAGCCUUUUAAGAGUAUUGCACUCUGUAAGCACUCACAUACUUGAAACUAAUCUUUUAGUAGUUAUAAUAUGGAAGUAGUAAGUUCUAAAAUUGUGUGACAACUUACUACACGUACCUCACUCCUGCACAUUCAUGUCUUUAACGUACAAAGUGGUAUAAUAUACUGUGGCUUCCUUUCAGUGAGGCAUUGUUAUCCCAUAAUGUAAUGUGUGAGGAAGUCCUUAGAAUUUUUCAUAUUGUAAGAGUAAUAUUAUAAAUAUAUUGUUUCAGUCUUAACAGUCUUUUAAAAAAUAAUAAAUGACCAUACAAAUCCUGCA